AUAAAAAAUAAAAAAAUAUCAACUGAAGCAAUCUAGAGGAGAGAAGAUGGAGAGCACCAUGAAAGAGAUGAGAGGCGGGGAAUCAGUGCUUGAUUUGUCCCCCAGAGCCACCGUAGGUGGCGGCGUUGAGGAUGUUUACGGUGAGGAUUGCGCCACCGAGGACCAACUCGUCACCCCAUGGACUUACUCUGUUGCAAGUGGAUAUUCAUUGUUGAGGGAUCCCCACCAUAACAAAGGGCUUGCCUUCACUGAGAAAGAAAGAGAUUCUCACUACUUGCGUGGUUUACUCCCUCCUGCUGUUAUCUCUCAACAGCUUCAGGAGAAGAAAUCGAUGAACAAUAUCAGGAAAUAUCAGGUUCCCCUGCAAAAAUACAUGUCCAUGAUGGAACUUCAGGAAAGGAAUGAGAGACUGUUUUACAAGCUGCUGAUCGAUAACGUUGAGGAGCUGCUCCCAAUUGUUUACACCCCAACUGUAGGAGAAGCUUGCCAGAAGUACGGGAGCAUCUUCAGGCGUCCGCAGGGUCUUUAUAUAAGCUUGAAAGAGAAGGGAAAAGUUCUUGAUGUCUUGAAGAACUGGCCGGAAAGGAGUAUUCAAGUUAUCGUCGUAACCGAUGGUGAGCGUAUUUUGGGCCUUGGGGAUCUUGGCUGUCAGGGGAUGGGAAUUCCUGUUGGGAAAUUGGCUUUGUACACAGCACUCGGGGGGGUUCGUCCUUCAGCAUGUUUACCGGUGUCCAUCGAUGUCGGCACAAAUAAUGAGAAGUUGUUGAAGGAUGAGUUCUACAUUGGGCUUCGACAAAGGAGGGCAACUGGGCAGGAAUAUGCUGACCUGCUACACGAAUUCAUGUGUGCUGUCAAGCAGAACUAUGGGGAAAAAGUUCUUAUACAGUUUGAAGACUUUGCAAACCAUAAUGCUUUCACAUUGCUUGCGAAAUAUGGCACUAGCCACCUUGUCUUCAACGAUGAUAUACAGGGGACAGCAUCUGUUGUUCUUGCCGGGAUUGUCGCUGCAUUUAAGUUGAUUGGUGGCACUCUAGCUGAUCACAGAUUCCUGUUCCUUGGUGCCGGAGAAGCUGGGACUGGUAUAGCAGAGCUUAUAGCUCUUGAGAUGUCAAAGCAGACAAAAAUUCCCUUGGAAGAGACUCGUAAGAAGAUCUGGCUUGUCGACUCGAAGGGACUGAUCGUUAGCUCUCGUAAAGAUUCACUUCAACAUUUCAAGAAACCAUGGGCUCAUGACCAUGAACCUGUUAAGGAUCUAUUAGGUGCUGUCAAGGCAAUCAAGCCAACAGUUUUGAUCGGGUCUUCUGGAGUUGGAAGAACUUUUACGAAGGAAAUUAUCGAGACUGUAGCCUCCUUGAAUGAGAAACCUCUUAUCAUGGCUCUCUCCAACCCGACCUCACAGUCCGAGUGCACAGCAGAAGAAGCUUAUACUUGGAGUCAGGGCCGUGCCAUUUUUGCUAGCGGAAGUCCGUUUGAUCCUUUCGAAUACAAUGGCAAAGUUUUCGUUCCUGGCCAGGCCAACAAUGCAUACAUUUUCCCAGGUUUUGGUUUGGGUUUGGUCAUCUCCGGGGCAAUUCGCGUGCAUGACGACAUGCUUUUAGCCGCCUCGGAAGCCUUGGCUAAGCAAGUGUCCGAUGAAAACUACGACAAAGGCCUUAUUUACCCACCAUUCUCCAACAUAAGGAAAAUUUCAGCUAAUAUAGCUGCAAACGUUGCCGCUAAAGCAUAUGAGCUCGGUGUGGCAACUCGUCUCCCUCGUCCUGCCGAUCUCAUGAAGUAUGCCGAGAGUUGCAUGUACUCGCCCAUCUACCGAAGUUACCGGUAAAUGCUCGGAGAUCACCCGUUUUAGUAUAUAAUAGCUUAAUCUUGAAGUUCAUCUAUGUUAAGUUGGAUGGGGGAUCUUAACUUUGUAUUGUUAGCUAUGUUCAUGUUUUAUAAAACUUCAAUAAUAUACGACUGCAUAAUGCAGUAACAUUAUAUAAAGGUACCAGCCACCAGGACCGAAUUACUUCGGAUUGUUCAA
This is a messenger RNA of Hibiscus syriacus, 2020 nucleotides long. RefSeq names its product NADP-dependent malic enzyme. NCBI's taxonomy places the organism in Eukaryota, Viridiplantae, Streptophyta, Magnoliopsida, Malvales, Malvaceae. The coding region runs from base 47 to 1822 and encodes 591 amino acids. Gene Ontology annotation, biological process: pyruvate metabolic process; malate metabolic process. The record is from RefSeq and is a predicted model, not a curated record. Gene Ontology annotation, cellular component: chloroplast. Gene Ontology annotation, molecular function: malate dehydrogenase (decarboxylating) (NAD+) activity; NAD binding; malate dehydrogenase (decarboxylating) (NADP+) activity. The transcript is spliced from 20 exons.